GUAUGUAUGUGUGUGUCAAACGAUUUAUUCAGUUUUAUUUAUCCAAUAAACGGAACAAUGCAUGGAACAUAUGUCGGUAAAACAAACGGCUUUAAAUAUCGAUUUCAUUAAUUACUUUAUCAAUUGCAGGAUAUGAAAUAUACUUUAACAACAGUGGAUACCUUGUUACCAACAAGGUAUACCGCUCUCAUUGCAGGUUUCUCUCUGCUGGUAUGUGGGUCUCUAGUUCAAGGUAGUACAUACAGAGGCGCUACUGGGUAGAUUUCAAAAUAUGUCUGCCCUCAGGCGUCUCUUACUCUCUUAAAACGUUUAUGUCCACGUGUUUAUCUGAUCUCCGUACGUAGACGCUUCUUAUUUAUUCCAUCAAUUUGAUUGAAUUGGACUCGUUAUCGCGUAGACGGCAACAUACGGAAUCAAUAAAGAAAGGUAAGAUCAAAAUGAACAGCACGACCGAGGCACGCGAAACCAAUCAAAAGAAACGAAAGAACAAACGUUCUAAUGCGCAAAUGGCCAAGAAAUUUGCUCGUCAGAGAAACGGCCCGAUGCAGGACACCCAGCAAUACAUGAUGAGCAUUAUGGACGUAAUACGCAACGAUUCGACUUCACCCGAAGAGAAGACGAUACUUGUGCGAAACGUUUACCAGGAGAUAGCCGGUUGCGAGGUCAAGUGGGCCUGUAACCAACUUGGAUCUCUCGCCAUGGACUCGCUGCUGAAGUACGCCAACUUGGAGGACAUUCGGCAGCUGGUUCGGGCAUUCGAGUCCUCUCUAAGGCGUUUGAGCAACGACAGAUUUGCUAGUUAUAUUUUGCAGAAGAUAAUAAUAGUCUGCGCCGACAGGGGCAACAGAGUCGCUGCGUCUAGCGCGGGGAAUGUCGCCGGCGACAAGACGAGCACGGAAUCGGAGAAUGCUGUCGACGCUGCUACGGAAAUCAAGCCGUCUGAAGCACAGUCCUACAACGACAUCGUUCUGAAGCUGAGCAGAUACGUUCUCAACAACAGCGAGGAAUUUGUGUUCGAUGCUUACGCCAAUUACGUACUGCGGACAGUCGUAGAAUGUCUGUCGGGAUUAAUUGAGUAUCCUAAAAGUAUCCCUGAGAGUUCCCGUAAGAAUAAGAAGCACACCAUGCCGGAUCUCGCGAAAAGACGUCCCGUGAUACAGGACUACAAGGCGUUGCUGACACAAAGUUGCGACCGACUACAAAAGUGGCCGCAGUUCCGUCAGUUUGGACGCGAGCAGAUGACUUCCGGCCUAGUACAAUCGAUCUUGUACUCGCUGAAAGAUGUUGACUCAGAUCUAGUAAACACUAUCAUUCAGAAGAUAACGACAGAAUGUUUUCAAACGGGUGAGGGCGAGAAAUUAUCAGAUAUAUUCAACUCGGAGUAUUCUGUCAGAAUACUGGAGGCUUGUUUGGUAGUAGCCGAACCGAAAACCUUCGAGGAGCUAUAUAGAACUCUUUUCGCUGAAAAUUUGGAAUAUUUAUGUUCGACGCAAAGCACCAAUUUCAGCGUGCAAAAGUUAUUGGAUUAUUGCGUUAAUAAAGAAAUCUUUGAAGAAAUAUUUGACAAGGUGGUGGAACACUUUCCAAAGAUACUCAAGCAAGGUUUCACCGGGAUAUUACUUAGCACUGGAAACGCGUGCCUAAGAUUGCAGGCAAAGCAAGGUCCAUUUGUCAAUGCAAUGGUCGAGCUACUGAAGUGCGACGCGUCCGGAGAGAAUCAAACGCAACUUGUACGAUGUAUAACGACUUUAAAGAAGCCAUCACAGCUGACGGCAUCGGACAGUUUAGUUCUCCAUUUACACGGAAGUCUGAUAAUGCAAGCCAUAUUGAAGUUCAACAAACCCAUUAAAGCCGUUAACGCCUUAUUGGGGAUGAAUAACGAAGAGUUAGUGCGGUUGUUCGGCGAACCGAAGGGCAGUCGAAUCCUGGACGCUUUCAUGGACAGCAAAUACAUCGGCGAGAAGAGUAGGGAGAAAUUGUGUAAAACGUUGCACGGCGCUUGGGCGGAAUUAGCCAGGAGCAAGCACGGAUCUAGAUGCGUGGACAAGAUAUGGGCGUGGGCGCGCAUGAAUCAGAAAGUUAUCAUUAUGGAGGAAUUGGCCGCGGAAGGGCAAUCUUUAGGAUCCACGCAACCGGGCAGGAUCAUUUCCACGAAGCUAAACGUUCCCUCGUUCGCGAAAGAUAAGAAGGCGUGGUUGCAAUUGCAAGGGAAAGAGGAGAAGACCAAAGCGAUGUUUGCAGAUGUUAUUGGAAAAACCGAGAAAUUAAAUUCUGUAAGAUAAUAAUCUCUCAUUGCGGUACGAGAGAAUCUAUUAUAUAUGUGCAGUACCGGCGUUAAGGUGGGGCGCGGUUGGGCGAUCGCCCAGGGCGCCAAAUCUGUAGGGGCGCCGCUGCCUAGCUUCACCUAGUUUGAGAGUGAGAGAGAUUCCCUAAAAUAUAAAAACAAAAUGUAGUCCGUCGUUCAAUAUUAUCA
Vollenhovia emeryi is the source of this 2473-nucleotide messenger RNA. Its product is annotated as nucleolar protein 9. NCBI's taxonomy places the organism in Eukaryota, Metazoa, Arthropoda, Insecta, Hymenoptera, Formicidae. Bases 438 to 2282 code for a protein of 614 amino acids. The record is from RefSeq and is a predicted model, not a curated record. Gene Ontology annotation, biological process: endonucleolytic cleavage to generate mature 5'-end of SSU-rRNA from (SSU-rRNA, 5.8S rRNA, LSU-rRNA); ribosomal small subunit export from nucleus; endonucleolytic cleavage in ITS1 to separate SSU-rRNA from 5.8S rRNA and LSU-rRNA from tricistronic rRNA transcript (SSU-rRNA, 5.8S rRNA, LSU-rRNA). Gene Ontology annotation, cellular component: preribosome, small subunit precursor; nucleolus; 90S preribosome. The transcript is spliced from 2 exons. Gene Ontology annotation, molecular function: RNA binding.